AUGCGCUACUAUGCUACCAUAAUGGCUGCUUAUGAGAUAACGGGCAAUAUACAGAAGAGGUUCAUAGAGAAUGCGGUACUUCUCCACCUGCUUGAUCCGGUACGCGGCAGCCCCACCGCCAACAGUCUCGAUCGCAAUGCCGACCCAGGUGAAUCCCGUGAAAGUGUCCUGAAGCGAAAAUUUCUCGAUUCUUUGGCCCUCGUGGCUUCAACGCACAAGAAUGGAGACAAAGUAUCAGCCGCAACCUUGGAGGAAGGCGCUCCCGACGGAACAGUAGUCCGCGUUGCUAGCAAUGCUGGUGUAUGUGACUCGACGCUGUUUCGUCUUCAAGACUUGAUGUCAGACCUUAACGAGAUAGCCGCUACAGCGGAGCUCCUGAAAGUUCGGUCGAAAAUUGCGGAUACCGAAAGAGUUCUCUCGCGACUAGCCUUGGGUUUCGAGCCCGAUGAAGUCCAGCAAUUUUCUUCAUGGAUAAGCAGCUUCAAAGCAAUCGCAGCUGUCAUAUCUGCAGAUGCAUCCCCUUCGCAGCUAUUGCCUCACGUCAUAUGGGCGGAGAAAGCCAAAUGGGAGUACUCGAAAUAUCUCGAUGUGGCGUUCUCUGCUCAAGGUUCUCAGCCGCCACGCUUUAUAUACAGUCUAUACAAGCUUGGGAGGUACGCAGUUGCAUCAAGGGCUUUAUGCCAACUUGCAUCGGAAUUUCCCGCACUGUUCUGUCCGAUGCGGAUAGAGACCGUCCGCCCCUUCCCGAAGGUCCGCUUCUCGCUACCAAAUACCGAGCGGCCAUUGAGUCGAGUUCUCCGCAGAGUAAUUGGAGAACACGAACAGGAAUUCGCAACGAGGAUGGCUUCUGUGUGGAACGUUGGCGACCCCGAAGCACGCUUCAGGAAGGCCUGUACUCUGCACCUUGCUGUGCACGCCGAGAUGCAGCUCGUCAACUUUUACGAUCAACAUCCGAAUGUUGCCCCUUUGUUUCGGUUCAUAGGGGCGUGA
This is a messenger RNA of Pyricularia pennisetigena, 990 nucleotides long. RefSeq lists its product as uncharacterized. NCBI's taxonomy places the organism in Eukaryota, Fungi, Ascomycota, Sordariomycetes, Magnaporthales, Pyriculariaceae. The coding region runs from base 1 to 990 and encodes 329 amino acids. The record is from RefSeq and is a predicted model, not a curated record. The transcript has 3 exons.